Doryrhamphus excisus (bluestripe pipefish) is the source of this 2727-nucleotide messenger RNA. RefSeq names its product monocyte to macrophage differentiation factor 2. NCBI's taxonomy places the organism in Eukaryota, Metazoa, Chordata, Actinopteri, Syngnathiformes, Syngnathidae. Gene Ontology annotation, cellular component: membrane. Gene Ontology annotation, molecular function: pore-forming activity. The record is from RefSeq and is a predicted model, not a curated record.
UAUACCCCUUGCCCCUACUUGAUAGGAUGCAGCUCAGCAGCCCCGUCGGGAGGCUCCUUGAGGUGAGGAUGCUGAUGAUUAGUUCCCGUGACGUCACCAAAGUCUUCCCCCGCCUCGCCAGAUCUCACCCCUCCUCCGCAGAGACCAGCAUCACGGAUCAGACCCGAAGCUCAGGCAGGCAGGAGUGGACUGAAAGUGGCCGCCAUCGUGUCUGCUGUCAACUGUUGAUUAUUGCUUCUGUCAAUGACUCUUGGAAGGUUUAUGAACAACCGUGUUCCUUCUAACAAGAGAUACCAGCCCACUGACUAUGAGCAUGCAGCCAACUGCGCCACGCAUGCGUUAUGGAUAAUCCCCAGCCUGCUGGGCAGCUCCCUGCUGCACUUCCAGUCGGAAGACCAAUGGGAGCGCGUGUCGGCCUGGGUGUACGGGGCGGGUCUCAGCUCCCUCUUCACCAUCUCCACCCUCUUUCACACUGUGGCCUGGAAGAAGAGCCACCUACGGAGUGUGGAGCACUGUUUCCACAUGUGUGACAGGAUGGUGAUCUAUUUCUUUAUUGCUGCCUCUUACGCUCCUUGGCUGAACCUCAGAGAACUUGGUCCCUGGGCCAUCCACAUGCGCUGGCUGGUGUGGGUCAUGGCACUGUCGGGAACCACCUACGUCUUCUUCUUCCACGAGAGGUACAAGAUCAUGGAGCUUAUCUGCUACACGGUGAUGGGCGUCUUUCCCGCCUUGGUCAUCCUCUCCAUGCCGGAACAGUCAGGCUUGUGUGAGCUGCUGGUGGGUGGAGCCUUCUACUGUCUGGGCAUGGUCUUCUUUAAGAGCGACGGCAUCGUGCCCUUCGCUCACGCCAUUUGGCACCUCUUUGUGGCCAUGGGGGCGGCCGUGCACUACUACGCCAUCUGGAAGUACCUCUACGCCCGACCCGUCAGCCCUGUCCGGACGUCCAGAUGACAGCGUCGCUGAUCCCUCCGACUACCGGCCCCGCUAUAGAACAUUCCGGGCCACUUCUAAGUGGCUGCAGUUUCCUUCCGGGGGCGUGUUGGCUGGUCUGGGAGCAUCUGCAGGUCCACAUUCAGUGUCUUUGUGUCAACUGUUUACACUCGCUGUGUUGGCUUUGCUGUUUAUUUCCAUAUCGCAGCGCGCUUGAUGGUGUUUGUGGUGUUCACAACUUACUUUGACGCCGAUUUGCCCAUAUAGAGGGUGUCCAAAGUGAGGCCUGGCGGCCAUUUUUUGGCUUUCGGCAUAUGAAUGAAACUGAAACUCUCAUUUGCUCCGUCACCUGAAACACGAAGCUAACAUGUUCUGUUCAGAUAUAGCCAAGCGUCGUUUCAUUGCUUUUAGCAACUUUAAUGUCGAAAAUGUAUCAGUGUGGCCCCCACAUCCUUCAGUUUUUCAAAAGUUUGGUUUACAGUCGUCCCUCGCUAUGUCCCGGUUCAAACAUCGCUCCCUCUCUCUAUUGCGUUUUUUCCUAAAUGAAUGAAUAAUUGAUUGCUGUUUUGUGGUUGAAUACACAUAUAUACAUAUAAAUGUAUAUUUUAGCCACUUGUACUUAUUCUUUGUGUAAAUUAGGCAUUUGCAAGCGUACAAUCGCUAAAUCAGCUAAAAUGCAUAUACAAGGCAGAAGAAGCAUUGUACUGUAAUUGUGGAUGUUAUAUUCACCAUUGGCCACUAGGGGUCAGUCAUUGUUUGAUGAGACAGGCACUCCUCACUAAGGUUCCCAAGGGAACAUAUUUACUGUGACACCUGCUCAAACAGGAGUUUUACUGACGUCUUAAAUGGCUUAUUUACUCUUGUUUUGUCUACUGUAUUGGGUAAUAGGAGUAUAAAGCCAUUUAGUCUGUUGUAUCUUAUUUAUGUUGUAUUUUCAUCUACUAUAUUAGGUAAUCAGGCGACUAUAUGGGUGUAAUUCCAUGUAUAUUUAUUAUUUUAUUUAUUAACAUUUUCUAUUUAUUAAUAUUUAAUCCUAAUCUGGUCUGGGUCCAAUGAGCCGCGAUAAACGAGGGACGACUUAUUGUGUUUUUUUUUAUGGCAAACACACCGAUAUAUUUAUAUUUGUAAUCAGUGUGCUUCCAUAUAAGCAGGUUAGUUUCUGACCACAGUAUGUACUACAGUGUUUACGCAGGACAGUAAGGGGGGGUGAUUUUAUGCUUUAUUUGAUUCAGGGGAAAGUCGACACUGCCACUUCUUUUGGUGGUUUGUUUUUACUGCCACAAGUGACACGCGCCACAUGUUGAAGUGCACCCAGAGCUCCAUAUCGUGUGUUCUGAAACCUUCAAAGUCCCGUUUACGUGGCACAUUUGAUGGGAAAGUGAAACGGUACAGUUGGUAUUGUUGAACAAUCUGGCCCGAUAUGAAGCCAUCUCAGGUGUGUGUGUGUGUGUGUGUGUGUUAUAUCAUCCAAAGCCUCUCUGGUCUAUGUUUACACAUGAAUGCAUGACUUCAAUGAAACAGGAUGUGUAUAUACUAGUUAAGAAACUGUGUAAUGUUUCAAACAUGCCUGGAGUUGAGCAUCUUUCCCAGCAGCAGCAGCAGCAGCAGGAGGCUACCUCUCAGGAUUUUUGCAUCAUCGGAUCACUGCAGAAGCUGCUUCCCUUUAAGUCCACAUUCCUAAGUACGGCACCGUACAGCUGUCCCAAACAUCCUUUGAUUAUCAUUUAUAAUAAUAAUAAUAAAAAAUUUUAAUAUAAUAAUAAAAUUAUUAUCAAUUAUAUCAUUAUAAUACUACUA